Geodia barretti is the source of this 999-nucleotide messenger RNA. Lineage: Eukaryota; Metazoa; Porifera; Demospongiae; Tetractinellida; Geodiidae. The record is from the annotation of a GenBank genome assembly.
AUGACCGCAACCCUGGGAUAUAGCUGCAUUCUGCUGGCGCUGGUGCUGGCGAUCUGGGGGAUCGCGGCCCCCAUCCUGCACGCGCGCACCGGCAUUCAGGCUUUCCACGCCUCCGCCCGCUACGCCAUCGCCGGCCAGUUCGUGCUCGUGACCACGGCCGCGGGGGCGCUGAUCUACGCCCUGGUGGCGACCGAUUUCUCCAUCCGCUACGUCGCCCUCAACACCACCCUCAACACCCCGGUCUACUACCGCGUCACCGGACUCUGGGGCGCCCUCGAAGGGUCGCUGCUGCUCUGGGAGUGGAUCCUCAUCAUCUUCUCGGCCCUGGUGGCGUGGCGCUACCGCAAGCGCAUGCAGGAAUUCAUGCCCUGGGUGCUGAUGGUGUUCGCCAUCGUUUCGGCCUUCUUCCUGGCGGUCAUCGCCUUUGCCUCGAAUCCCUUCGAGACGAUGUUCCCCGUGCCUCUCGACGGCCGGGGGCUCAACCCGCUGUUGGAAGAUGCCAACAUGCUGAGCCACCCGCCGCUCCUGUACACGGGGUUCGUGGGACUCACGGUGCCGUUCGCCUUCGCCAUGGCGGCGCUCAUUCGCGGCAAGCUCGACCAGAGCUGGAUCGUCGCGACCCGGCACUGGACCAUCACCGCCUGGUUCUUUCUGACCCUCGGCAACAUCGUCGGCGCGUGGUGGUCCUACCACGUCCUCGGCUGGGGCGGUUACUGGGCCUGGGACCCGGUGGAGAACGCCGCCUUCAUGCCCUGGCUGCCGGCCACCGCGUUCCUGCACUCGGUGCAGGUCCAGGAACGGCGCGGCAUGCUCAAGACCUGGAAUGUGCUGUUGAUCAUCAUCGCCUUCAGCCUCACCAUCUUCGGCACAUUUCUCACGCGGUCGGGGAUUCUGUCGUCCAUCCACGCCUUCUCGGCCGGACCCGUGGGAUUCUACUUCCUGGGAUUCCUCGCGUUCGUCCUGAUCUCAUCGCUGGGCCCUGCUGGCCUGGCGCAGUGA